AGGUGGGACCGCCGACCACUGCCCACCGUCUUCUGCCUGCAGACAUGGCGCCGCCGCGCGCUCUUCUGGCGUUCGCCGUCCUCUGCUCGGCCGUCGUCGCCACCCGAGCUGCCGCGCCCAACGCUAACUGCGACCUGCUGUUUGAGGGCGAACCAGUCUCCAGCUCCAGUUGGAAUAGCGCCCUCAAUGCGUCCAGGUACGUGGGCGACCUCGCGGACACCGCGCCAGCCCAGGCAGAGUAUCUGGUGCUCACCACCAAGGAGGUGACCGCCUUCGCUGUCGACAGCCCGUCCGACUACAUCGACGUGGUCUUCGAUGAGGCCGCCAGCAUGCUGAAACUCGUCGUCAAGGAGGAGUUUGCCAGUUAUGAAGAGAAAAUGAUCUCUGCAUCAGAUCCGUCCAUGAUCGAGAUCCGCAUCACGUUAACUUGCAGCGAUACCAAUACGGCUGGUUUUGGCUUCAAGAUUACGGUGAAGGACACGAACAACCAUGCGCCAGAGUUCGACAAAUCCAGCUACCCGUUCGAGCUACCCAUGCCGCUGCCUUCAGACAUCGAUCUCUCUUGCCUUGUGGACGUGAUCAAGGUGACGGACAUCGACUUCAGCAAUUCGGACAUCACCAUCGACUUCGACGAAGAUGGAGCCAAACUGUUCCGUGGAGAAGCGACCUACCUGGGAAGCAGGAACUACGAGAUUCACGUGUACAGCACGACGGCUAUCGAACUCAAGGAGACCACAACCUUCACGAUGACGGCAAAGGACAACGGCUCUCCUCAGCUUUCGUCUAGUCCGGCCACCAUCACCAUCAACGUGAACCAGCAGACGUCGCCCCCCACGGCUCCCAGGUUUCUGCAGGCUGCGUCUCACAGGACAGUCGCCGUGGACGAGAUAGUGCCUGACACUGAGGUAGCCUCGGUGACAAUAUCGGAAGGCUACGACACGGAUGUUAAAGUGACUCACUAUACUUUAGAUGAAACAGGCGUGACCCCGACGAGCGACGCGUUCUCCGUGGACGUGACGGCCGCGUCGGACGGCACGGCCACCGUCAGCCUGCGCUGGGCGGAAGGCGUGGCGCCGGAGGCCCUGCAGGACCUCAAGUACGCCCUCGUCGUGCUGCAGGCGACACGUGAGAGGGAAGUCUCUACCAACCAGGUUGCCACCACCGUGGUACAUCUGUCGCUGCCGGGAUUGCAGGAUCCGACGACGACAGCAUGCCCGACUCCGGAGCCGUGCCCCACGACGGUGGAGCCCACGCAGUGUCCCGAACCGGAACCCUGCCCCACCACACCACCUCCGGAGCCGUGCCCCACGACGGUGGAGCCCACGCAGUGUCCCGAACCGGAACCCUGCCCCACCACACCGCCUCCGGAGCCGUGCCCCACGACGGUGGAGCCCACGCAGUGUCCCGAACCGGAACCCUGCCCCACCACACCGCCUCCGGAGCCGUGCCCCACGACGCAGUGUCCUGAACCGGAACCCUGCCCCACCACGCUGCCUCCUGAGCCGUGCCCCACUACGACACAGCCCACAGAGUGCCCCGAGCCAGAGCCCUGCCCGACAACAGCGCCGAGCUCCACCACUGAACAGUGCCCGGUGUGCCCGGAGUGCUCCUCGACAGCUGAGCCUGCAACCUGCCCUACCAGCUGUCCCACGAAUCCUCCGUGGCCCACGACGCCGUACCCAGUGUGCAGUUCUUCGAGCAUCACGGAGCCGUGUAUCUGUGAAGCUCCUUCACAGUGCACGUCGGCCGAGACCACCUCUACUGGUUCUCCAACUGACUGCUCACAAUGUCCGACGACAGAGUGUCCAUUAACUACUACAGCAGACUGCCCACAAUGUCCGACGACAGAGUGUCCACUAACUUCUCCUAACACAGAUUCACCAACUGACACGACUGAAUGUCCAGAAUGUCCAACUACAUGUCCAACCAGCCCACCGACUUCUCCUGACACAGGUUCUGCAACUGACUGUUCACAAUGUCCGACGACAGAGUGUCCACUAACUUCUCCUAACACUGGGUCACCAACUGAGUGUACUGAAUGUCCAGAAUGUCCAAUUACAUGUCCAACCAGCCCAUCGACUUAUCCUGACACAGGUUCUACUACUGACUGUUCUCAAUGUAUGACGACAGAGUGUCCAGUAACUUCUACAACUGACUGUUCACAAUGUCCAACGACAGAGUGUCCACUAACUUCUCCUAACACAGGUUCACCAACUGACGCUACUGAAUGUCCAGAAUGUCCAACUACAUGCCCAUCCAUCUCAACGACUUUGCCUGACACAGGUUCUACAACUGACUGUUCACAAUGUCCGACGACAGAAUGUCCGCCAACUUCUCCUAACACAGGUUCACCAACUGACACUACUGAAUGUCCAGAAUGUCCAACUACAUGCCCAUCCAUCUCAACGACUUGGCCUGACACAGGUUCUACAACUGACUGUUCACAAUGUCCGACGACAGAGUGUCCGCCAACUUCUCCUAAUACAGGAUCACCAUCUGAGUGUACUGAAUGUCCAGAAUGUCCAACUAUAUGUCCAACCUGCCCAUCGACUUGUCCUGACACAGGUUCUACAACUGACUGUUCACAAUGUCCGACGACAGAAUGUCCGCCAACUUCUCCUAACACAGGUUCACCACCUGACGCUACUGAAUGUCCAGAAUGUCCAACUACAUGUCCAUCCAUCUCAACGACUUGGCCUGACACAGGUUCUACAACUGACUGUUCACAAUGUCCGGCGACAGAAUGUCCGCCAACUUCUCCUAACACAGGUUCACCAACUGACGCUACUGAAUGUCCAGAAUGUCCAACUACAUGUCCAUCCAUCUCAACCACUUGGCCUGACACAGGUUCUACAACUGACUGUUCACAAUGUCCAACGACAGAGUGUCCGCCAACCUCUCCUAACACAUGUUCACCAUCUAACGCUACUGAAUGUCCAGAAUGUCCAACGACAGAGUGUCCGCCAACUUCUCCUAACACAGGUUCACCAACUGACGCUACUGAAUGUCCAGAAUGUCCAACUACAUGUCCAUCCAUCUCAACGACUGGGCCUGACACAGGUUCUACAACUGACUGUUCACAAUGUCCGACGACAGAAUGUCCGCCAACUUCUCCUAACACAGGUUCACCAACUGACGCUACUGAAUGUCCAGAAUGUCCAACUACAUGUCCAUCCAUCUCAACGACUUGUCCUGACACAGGUUCUACAACUGAUUGUUCACAAUGUCCGACGACAGAGUGUCCGCCAACUUCUCCUAACACAGCUUCACCAUCUGACAGUAGUGAAUGCCCACAAUGUCCAACGACAUGUACAACAUGCGAGCCUUGUACCACUGCAGAGCCAACUUCUACCACACCAGCUCUGCCAGACGGGCCGCCGAUAGAGUUUGAGAGUAGCAGGUACCGUGACACCGUCUCUUCCGUCUACGUGGGGACGCUGGCGAACCUCAAGCUGAAGGACUACGACUCGGAGGGCCACAGCCUCGACUGCCAGCUGAUGGACGCCACGGACUACGUGGCGUCCCGGGUGAGCGUCGAUCCGGUGGGCGUGACUGGCUGUCAGCUGACCAUCGACGCGUUCCUGCGUGCCGGCUCCUACGCGUUCAGCGUCCGAGCCAACCUCGCCGGCACCUCCUCUGUCGCUACAACGGAGAUGGCGCUGGCGGUGUCGACGACCAUCACGUGCGAUAACUCGACGUCUCCCAUCUUCCCGAUCGCGCUGUUGGUGACUUCUCAGCCCGAGAAUCAGACAGAACCGACGAACAUCCUGCCCCCCACGGAGCUGAGUGACGGCGCGCAAUGCAGCUUCAAUCUCAGCGUCGACCCUGAGGAGUACAGCGGCUGGGUGCAACUGGACGAGGCGACAGGCGAGAUGAACGUGGCCGACCUGGACUACGAGAGCGUCACCACUCUCUUCAUCUCGCUGUCCGUCUCCUGCGAGUCUGGACCAGAGCAGCAGCAGCAGCAGCAGCAGCAGCGGCGGCGGCGGCUACGUCACACGAAGGACCAGCCACACUGGCCAGAGUAUCUGCUCUACGACAUCACCAGCAUGACCGUGCUGCUGCAGAUCCAAGAUGUCAACGACAACCCACCCGUCUUCACCGCCGGCGACCGCAUUGUGGUGGGCUACCCGACUGGAGACCUGCUGGAGCGCGUCCAGCCUGGACCAGUCGUCACACUCAAGGCCACCGACGCGGACGAGGGCGAGAACGCGGAGCUGCGCUACAGCCUGGACGCGGCGGGCAGCCGCCACUUCACGGUGGGCGCCGAGACGGGCGCCGUCUACGUGCGGGCCGACGCGCCGGAGCUGCCGGACUCCGGCGUCUCCUUCACGGCCACCGUCGCCGACCUGGCGGGCGCCGCAGGGGCGCUCACCGACACCGUAGUCGUGCAGGUGAAGCCGCUGAAGGACGAGGAGCUGGUGCUGGUGACGACGGUGGAGGGCGCGCUGCCCGAGGACGCGGACGCCGUGGUGGAGGACCUGUGCGGCGCCACGGGGCUGAGCGUGCGCCUGCUGAGGGCGUACGCGACGGCGGCAGAGGAGGGCAGGGCGCUGGCCAGGGCGGGCUCCGAGAGCGCGCUCACCUUGCUGCUGUACGCCCUGGACGACCGGGAGGCGCUCGUCACUGUGCAGCAGUUCCAGACGCUGCUUUCGUCUUCGGAGGUCAAAGUGGAAAACCUGCCACCAGAGGCAGAGAACCAGGAGCCCACUGACGUCACCGGCUACAUGGCGGCCAUCAUUACUUUGGCCGUCCUCAUCGCAGUGGCUCUAGGUGGCGCUGUGGCAGGCUACUACUUCUACUUCAGGCCAAGACUGGGAGUUCAUAAGCAGGCAGAUGAUUACACUAAGUUUGAAUCUGAUGCAGAUAAAGACAGUCCUUUAGAAUCACAAAUUCCACAAAUAACUACAACUGUUGAACCUAAUAUAUCAACAGUUAGUGAAAUAAUAGAACCAGUAAAUGAAGUGACUGUUGAGAACAACAUCAUAACACAUGAAAACAGCAAUGGAGUACUGGCACCAGAUUCAGAAGAUGAUUGGUCAAGGAAGAGAUCCAUGACUAUUCGAGGAGGACCAGAUGACUAUAAUGAUGAGGAAGCAUCUGGAGGACCAAGAAGAUCAGAAAGUUCAGACAGCCUUGAUGGAGAUGAAGCUCGCGCUGAGUCUGAGCGACGUAAAUCCGCAGUUCACUUUAAUGAAAACGUGGAGUGUAUUGAAGUGGAGCGCCUCUGAUAUAUGAGCGCAGUGUGACUCCAAAGAAAUUUCUGAGAGGAACUUAGUGCUUCAUUUAGCUCUGGUAAUAAUCAUUACAGUUCCUCUUAACGUCUGCCUAGUGAUUGUGAUAGCAAGUUAACACCCUUGAAGACUGACGACAUGGUCUGUGAACCUGUUAUCUACAUGAAAUACAUUGAUAUUAAUCAGAAUAAAGAUGAGAAAUAAGAUUUGUUGGAACUAUUUUUUUGUGGCUGUGUGAAUUACAAGUAUUUCCCAUAUUAAACAAGUACUUUUAUUGGUAACUGUCAGUUGUGUUAAUUAAUGAUUUUUGUGGAGACUGUUCAUACUAAUAAUUAGUUGGCUGAUGUUCUUCCAGUGAUUUUGUAUAUUAAAUAACACUGUUUAAUUUCCAUGUUUAAAAGUGGUUGUACCCUAUGACAGUUUGGUAGAAAAAUUUUAU
Molecule: messenger RNA, 5673 nt
Organism: Schistocerca nitens (vagrant locust)
Lineage: Eukaryota; Metazoa; Arthropoda; Insecta; Orthoptera; Acrididae
Product: mucin-2-like
Exons: 30
Coding region: 45-5231 (1728 amino acids)
Biological process (GO): adherens junction organization; calcium-dependent cell-cell adhesion; multicellular organism development
Cellular component (GO): plasma membrane; adherens junction; catenin complex
Molecular function (GO): calcium ion binding; cadherin binding
Source: RefSeq, a predicted model, not a curated record